AGUUUGCCCCGCCUCCCGUCACCGUAGAUAACAUCACACCGAAUCUGUUUCGUUUUAUCGGACUGUAGUGGAAUUUGUUGGUUUAUUGGCAUUAGUUGCUAGAGUAACUGACUGAACGCGGCUCAUGCUGUUUGGUGUUUUAGUGUUUUAGUGUUUUAGUGCGGCUGUAGUUCGGGGAGGUUUUAAGGAAGUGGUUAAGGCUCUGGGUCACUGAUCAGAAGGUCAGUGGUUCGAGUCCCAGCACCGCCGAGCUGUGGUCCUUGAGCACGGCCCUUAACCCUCUCUGAUCCAUGAUGCUGUAUCGCGGCUGACCCCUGACCUCUGACCCCAGCUUCCUAACAAGCUGGGAUAUGUGAAGAAAAGAAUUUCACUUUGCUGUAAUGUAUGUGUGACGAAUAAAGUCUUCUUCUUCUUCUUCUUCUAAACCCAUGUUGGUGGUGAUAUUAGUGCAGUGCAGUAUACCCAAAAUGUCCUGAGUAAAAAAUGCAUGAAAUCUGCUCAGACUGGUCAGACUGGUCUCAGGCAAGAAAUCUGAGUUUUUUUCAGCUAAUGUGCUAAUAUUCUAAAUAAACACCCUGAUGUGUGUCAUGUGGGAUUGAUAAGUGGGUUAAUUCAUUAAUAUUUAUAUAUUUAUAUGCUUAUGUGUGAGUGUGAGAGAUAGAGAUAGAGAGAACACUUUUAAGUAUAUUAAGUGUUUUUUAGCGUCUAAAAUGGCGCUUUGGAAAUCACUUCAGUCUUUAACGCUAGGUCACUUCCGGUCUCUGUGUGUGUGCGCGCGCGCGCGUUGCCUCCUCGGCUUGAGCUCCUUCAGUGUCGUGGCGAUGUGGGGGCGGGCCUAUGUAAAUGAGCUCUCUCCUACACAGCGAAUGAGAGCGCGGAUGGUGUUCUUGGUCCCGCCCCUUAGGCCAGCUGGCGUUUUUGUGUGCGCGCGCGUGUCCUUUCCCUUCCCCUCUCAUUAAUGGCAGUACAGAGAGAGAGAGAGAUAGAGAGAGAGAAAAGAAAGAGAGAGAGAGAGAGGGGAGCGGUUUGACUGAAGGAAAAGAAGGAAAAGAGAGAAAAAUGCUAAACGGACGUGGAGGCAGAAACCCGCAUGAGCUGUACUACCUGCAGAUGCAGCGGGCGGAGGAGAAGAUGGAUCGUGAGGAGAGCAGAGGGAACGAGGGACCCAGGCAGAGGCUGAAGGUGUGUGUGGCCACCUGUAACCGAGCAGAUUACUCCAAACUCGCCCCCAUCAUGUUCGGCCUCAAAGAGCAGCCUGACCUGUUCGAGCUCGAGGUCGUCGUCCUGGGCUCACACCUCAUCGACGAUUACGGUAAUACGUACCGUAUGAUUGAGCAGGACGAGUUCAACAUCAGCUCGAGCCUCCACACUAUUGUUCGUGGUGAGGAUGAAGCGGCCAUGGUGGAGUCUCUCGGCCUGGCUCUCGUCAAGCUCCCUGACGUCCUUCACCGCCUGGCGCCUCACGUGCUGAUCGUCCACGGCGACCGCUUCGACGCUCUCGCCGUGGCCACAGCGGCGGCGCUGAUGAACGUCCGUAUCCUGCACGUGGAGGGCGGAGAAGUGAGCGGCACCAUCGACGACUCUAUCCGCCACGCCAUCACCAAACUGGCGCACUACCACGCCGUGUGCACGCGCGCCGCCCAGACGCACCUGCUCGCCAUGUGCGAGGACCACAACCGCAUCCUAUUGGCCGGCUGCCCGUCAUAUGACCGCCUGCUCAACGCGCGGCACCGUGACGACUACGAUGACAUCAUUAAAGCCUGGCUCGGUGACAGUGUGAAGGAGUCUGACUACAUCGUGGCUCUGCAGCAUCCUGUAACGACAGACAUCCAGAACUCCAUAAAGAUCUACGAUCUCAUGCUGGACGCUCUUAUCACCUUCAACAAGAAAACACUCAUCCUGUUCCCCAACAUCGACGCUGGCAGUAAGGAGAUGGUGCGUGUGAUGAGGAAGAAGGGAAUCGAGCAGCACCCGAACUUCCGCGCCGUUAAACACGUUCCCUUUAAUCAGUUUAUCCAGCUGGUGGCUCACGCAGGCUGCAUGGUGGGGAACAGCAGCUGCGGCGUGCGCGAGGCCGGAGCCUUCGGGACGCCCGUCGUCAACCUGGGCACGCGCCAAACCGGCCGAGAAACAGGUGAGAACGUUCUCCACGUGCGUGACGCUGAUACGCAGAAUAAGAUCUACCACGCCCUGGAGCUGCAGUUCGGGAAGAGAUACCCCUGCUCCAAGAUCUACGGAGACGGAAACGCCGUGCCGCGGAUCCUGAAGUUCCUGCAGUCCAUCGAUCUGUCGGAGCCGGUGCAGAAGACGUUCAGUUUCCCGCCGGUGCCCGAGGACAACGUGUCCCAGGACAUCGACCACAUCCUGGAGACGCAGAGCGCGCUGGGCAUCGACCUCGGGGGCACCAACCUGCGCGUGGGCAUCAUCACCAUGGCGGGGAAGAUCAUGAGGAAGUACACUCAGCCCAACCCUAAGACCUACGAGGAGAGGAUGGAGCUCAUACUGAGCAUGUGCAAACAGGCCAUGGCCGACGCCAUCCCCCUCAACUGCAGAAUCCUGGGAGUGGGGGUGAGUACUGGGGGCAGGGUGAACCCACAGAAUGGCGUGGUUUUGGACUCCACUAAGCUGAUAAACGAGUGGAGCCACAUUAACCUGCGCUCUCCAGUGUCUCAAUCGCUCCACCUGCCGGUGUGGGUGGAUAACGAUGGGAACUGCGCCGCGCUCGCUGAGAGGAAGUUCGGCCACGGGAAGGGCGUGGAAAACUUCGUCACCAUCAUCACAGGGACGGGAAUCGGAGGCGGGAUCAUCCAGCACGGCGAGCUGAUCCACGGCAGUACGUUCUGCGCCGCUGAGCUCGGACACAUCAUGGUGUCUCUGGACGGGCCGGAGUGUUCGUGUGGGAGUCGCGGCUGCGUCGAGGCCUACGCCUCAGGGUUAGCGCUGCAGCGAGAGGCUAAGAGACUGCACGAUGAGGAUCUGCUGGUGGUGGAGGGAAUGAGCCUGAACAACAAGGAGCAAGUGAACGCAUCACACCUCGUCCAAGCUGCUCGCCUCGGAAACAGUAAAGCAGAGGGAGUGCUCCGGACGGCGGGUACGGCUCUCGGUGUUGCGGUCGUGAACAUCCUCCACACAGUAAACCCGUCUCUGGUGGUUCUGUCCGGUGUUCUCAGUCAGCACUACAAGAGUCCCGUCACAGACUUCAUCAGCCAGCGCGCCCUCUCCUCCGCCAGGGAGGUGAAGGUCAUGACCUCUGAACUCGACAGCCCCGCCCUCCUGGGCGCCGCCAGCAUGGUCCUGGACUACACCACGCGCCGCACGUACUGAGACGCCACGUACUGACACCGAGGGCCAAUCAGACUCUUUCUGUGUCUUUCAGUAUUUCCUGAAACUCGAGUGUGUUUGGGAUCAAACCGUUCAGACGCAACUGGAAUAGCCACUCUGAGACUCGGAGCCAAUCAGACGAGACGCUCAGGGACUCGGAGCCAAUCAGACGAGACGCUCAGGGACUCAGAGCCAAUCAGACGAGAGGCUCUGAGACUCGGAUCCAAUCAGACGAGACGCUCUGAGACUCAGAGCCAAUCAGAUGAGAGGCUCUGAGACUCGGAGCCAAUCAGAUGAGAGGCUCUGAGACUCAGAGCCAAUCAGAUGAGAGGCUCUGAGACUCAGAGCCAAUCAGAUGAGAGGCUCUGAGACUCGGAGCCAAUCAGAUGAGAGGCUCUGAGACUCGGAUCCAAUCAGACGAGACGCUCCGAGACUCAGAGCCAAUCAGAUGAGAGGCUCUGAGACUCGGAGCCAAUCAGAUGAGAGGCUCUGAGACUCAGAGCCAAUCAGAUGAGAGGCUCUGAGACUCAGAGCCAAUCAGAUGAGAGGCUCUGAGACUCGGAGCCAAUCAGAUGAGAGGCUCUGAGACUCGGAUCCAAUCAGAUGAGACAUUCUGAGACUCGGAGCCAAUCAGAUGAGACAUUCUGAGACUCGGAUCCAAUCAGAUGAGAUGCUCAGGGACUCGGAGCCAAUCAGACGAGACGCUCAGAGGCUUGUAGCCAGUCCAACACUGUGAACCUUGGAGUGUCUCUUCUGAUUGGCCGUGAGCUUCAGAGUGUCUCUUCUGAUUUGUUGUGCACUUCAGUGUGUCUCUUCUGAUUGGCCGUGAGCUUCGGAGUGUCUCUUCUGAUUGGCCGUGAGCUUCGGAGUGUCUCUUCUGAUUGGCCGUGAGCUUCGGAGUGUCUCUUCUGAUUGGCUGUGAGUCUUGUAGACUCGGUGCAAAAAUGAUGAAGGCUCUUGGCUAAUCCCAUGUAACACUGGAGCCAAUCAGACGGCACAUACUGAGACAAAAGGCCAAUCAGAAACCUUGUACAGGAUCAAACAGAGCCUAGACCCUUUAUUUUAUUUCUUUAUUUUAACCUCUAUUGCUUCUUUUUUUUAAUCCUGAUGUUUUUAUUUUUCAUUUGCUAGAUAUUUAUUUUGUAAUUAUUUGUGAUCAAACAUUCUGAACUGUGUUCUUUAUGCUGAUUUGUUGAAGGAAUGCUUCACGCAGAGUGGCUCGCUUUAAAGAUUUUAUAAUAAGUGUAGGUGCUGGAGAAUUCUCUCUCUCUCUUUCAUAUUUUUAUAUUUCUCUGUUCUGAAUGGCAUUUAUUUCGCGUGACGUGACCGAUAAACACUAUGACGAACAGCUGUACGAUGAAGGAAGCCGACGUUGGAAUCAUCUCGUCUGUCGGAAUCCUGAGGCUGUGAUCCAGUUCUGUUUCUAACACUCGCUUGUUCACUUUCCCUUGAUUGAAGUCACUUAGCUGUAUUUAAUAUUCCGUUAUUUUAUUUUAUUUUAUUUUAUUACUUUAAGGGAAGUAAUCAACACAUCAACACAAUUUAUCAUAUUUCUAGCUAGGUUAUUAGCGAUGUUUAGCUAACGUUGCCAGUUAUAAAAUUAUGUUCAGUAUUUUAUGCUAAUAUCUGCUAAGUACAAGAAGUAUAAAAACUGUCUAAGCUGUUGAUUGGCUGAUCAGAUUUAAGUUAAGCCCCGCCCAUGUUUACUCAGCAACGCCCAUCACUCAUCAGAUCAUUUAACCGAUUGAUCCAAUCAGAAGCUAAAUAUUUGAUCAUACUGUUACUUUAACCAGUUUUCCACCAGUCACAGACGUUAUUAAUGUUAUUAAAUUAGGAGGAGGAUCUAUGAAUAUGCAUAAAUAUGCAAAUUUGGGGGAAACAAAUCAGGAUUUUAAUAUUGAAGUCUGAGCUGUUUAUUGCUAAUUAGCUGCUUUAGCUAGCCACAUUGGUUUUAGUCACCAGCUUACUCGUGAAUAAUUAGCAUACUGGACCGUGAUUGUGACCGUAAUUGUGGCUGUUUUGUCAGUCAGUCAGUCAUAUUUAUUUAUAAAGCACAUUUAAAAACAACAGCUGUUGGCCAAAGUGCUGUACAAAAUUCAAGCAUAUACCAAAAAUACAAAAGUAAACAUAGAACACAGCAACAGAUAGUACACUACAGUUAUGCCACUGCACUUACUUAUGACCGUAUGCAACAGUAAAUAAAUAAGUUUUAAGAAGAGACUUAAAAUCAGCACAUGUUGGUGCAGUUCUUAUAUAGGGGGGCAAAUUAUUCCAGAGCUGUGGAGCAGCCACUGAAAAGGCACGAUCUCCUUUUGAUUUCAAGCGUGACCUUGGAACAGUCAACUGAAGACUAUUAGUUGAUCGAAGUUCCCUGGAGGCGUUACAGUGGAACAGACGGAGAUCGGAGAUAUAUGAAGGAGCCAGUCCAUGCAAACCCUUAUAAACAAACAACAAUGUUUUAAAAUGGAUACGAUAUUUAACUGGGAGCCAGUGGAGAGAGAUCAACACUGGUGAAAUAUGUUCCCUCUUCCUUGUUCCAGUUAACAAUCUAGCAGCAGCGUUUUGAACAAGUUGAAGACGUGACAAUAGAGACUGUGAAACACCCAAGUAUAAUACAUUACAAUAAUCUAAUCUGGAUGAAAUAAAAGCAUGUAUUACAGAC
Molecule: messenger RNA, 5983 nt
Organism: Pangasianodon hypophthalmus (striped catfish)
Lineage: Eukaryota; Metazoa; Chordata; Actinopteri; Siluriformes; Pangasiidae
Gene: gne
Product: glucosamine (UDP-N-acetyl)-2-epimerase/N-acetylmannosamine kinase
Exons: 12
Coding region: 1060-3324 (754 amino acids)
Biological process (GO): UDP-N-acetylglucosamine metabolic process
Molecular function (GO): hydrolase activity, hydrolyzing O-glycosyl compounds; N-acylmannosamine kinase activity; UDP-N-acetylglucosamine 2-epimerase activity
Source: RefSeq, a predicted model, not a curated record